Messenger RNA from Botrytis byssoidea, 645 nucleotides. RefSeq lists its product as uncharacterized. The transcript has 2 exons. NCBI's taxonomy places the organism in Eukaryota, Fungi, Ascomycota, Leotiomycetes, Helotiales, Sclerotiniaceae. Bases 1 to 645 code for a protein of 214 amino acids. The record is from RefSeq and is a predicted model, not a curated record.
AUGUCUUAUUUAUGGUUGGACUCCUCCCAUGCCAAGAAUAGCUCUUAUAUUUUUGGGCAAUCCAGUAUUGAACUUUGCUGUGGCCUUGUUUAUGCCACCAAAGUGGCUGUCGAGGACCACCGGCUAGAUCAAAUGGUCGUGGCUUCCGCUUUACCAUGUUCUGAAUUUAGAAACGAAUUUCAAGCAAGUCCCAAUUAUGGAAAGCAGUCGUCCAACAGAAUCCUGCCAUCAUGGAAGCGGUUGCCGGUUGCUGGUACCUUGACUUGUGUUGAAAAUGAUGAUAAAGCCGCAACUAGCAAUGAUCUCAUAUGUAUAUGCGACGGCUUAGAUUGCGCCCUAGAUGAGAGUAGCGAAGUUGUCGUUUCAAUUGAUUGUGAGGAGGGCGAGACAGGAAAGUUUUUGUGUGUAUCUGGAGGUCAUUUCUCUGGCAUCGAUAGCUUUCCUGACAAGAAGAAACGUGAUGGCAUCCCAAAUAUCACCAACCAAAACGAGACCAGCGAAGCAUCUCUCAAAACACGUCGAGGUUUUAGCUUCAUUCGGGGACUUUGCGAAUUUUUCACUGGUGACAGUGAUAAAUGCGAUAAAUUCUUCGAGAAACGCGAUUUGGCCUCUGCAACCAGUUCUGGUCAGUAUACAAACCAGUGA